Molecule: messenger RNA, 7463 nt
Organism: Podarcis lilfordi (Lilford's wall lizard)
Lineage: Eukaryota; Metazoa; Chordata; Lepidosauria; Squamata; Lacertidae
Source: the annotation of a GenBank genome assembly
AUGGAAGCUUUCAAGAUCUGGUCUGUUCUAGCUGUACUUUGCAGUUUUUGCCGUGAAGGUACACCAUGCGGCUUGUCAACACAUAUUGAAAUAGGUAAGAUUUGAUAAUAAAGGCAUGAGUGUUGUGAAGCAUCAUAACAGAUAAUUUCUGUAAUCUGACCAUUAUAGUUACCAGGUAAGUGUUAUUUAAGGGGGGGGAUAUGCAGCAAUUGUUGAAUAAAAUACUGCAAUUACCAUGUUAUUUUAAACUGCUAGCAAGGCUAGGGCUGCAUGUAUCUAGAGAAGGUGAAAUGAUACCAGCAUAAUGCAAGCUUGGCAUAGUUUAUUAACAGAAAACAGCAUAUAUGUGUGCUAUCUUCAAUCAUAUUAAAAAAUCUGAGUAUCUUAGCCUUCAGGACUAAUUUUUAUAUGCAGAAAUUAGAUGCUAAAUGUUUUCUGAGCUUUCAAGCCUUUAAAAAAAAUAUGCUUACCUUAUAAUUUAUCUGCCCGAUAUUUGAGAAAUCAAGGGGAGAGGGUAGCUUAAGAAUUAGAAAUAUAUUUCAUUGUGGAAUUUGUGUCUUAAAUGCGGAGGCUUCAGUUGCAAUUCAUUUUGUAAUGAAUUUUCAGCUACAAAGUUUAUGGCUAGGAGGCAAUUCAGGCAUUUAACUUCUUUUAUUCAUGCUUUUGUUCUAGUCUUUUGCACAAGGCAUCUUAAAACAAUACAUUGUUAAUACAACAAGUGAAAUUUGGAUUAAGCAAUAUGGUCAAAUUGAAAGACUGCUGGAAUGGGUAGGAUAACCAUGAUAAAAAUAAACACACUACCAGGAUCAUGUUUAUUUACAAAUUUGCCAUUACCUGUUUCUUCAUAAAUUUUGUCAUGGCAAAAUAAUAGAUUGUGUGUGGGUAAGUAAGUUAAGGAUAUCUCCUGAUAUUCUUUGAGAACCAGUAGGUGAAGGCAGUGGCGUAGCGUGGGGGGUGCAGGGGGGGCCGGCCGCACCGGGCGCAACAUCUGGGGGGCGCGCUCGCACUCGCAGCUCUCUGCCACCUGCUAAAAUCCACGGGUUAGGGGGCGCAAAUUACUUGCCUUGCCCCGGGUGCUGACAACCCACGUUACGCCACUGGGUGAAGGUUGUUUGACAUUUCCUGAUAUUAAGGAUGCAGCAAAAUCUGGACACUGUAGGGAAUUGCAUAUUUCCCAGAGGAGGGUAAGUGAUCUCCAGUUAAGUACUUCAGACCCCCUGUUUUUCAAUUGUUUUUCAAUCAGGAAGCUAAUGUGAUGUUAUUUUUCUAGCUCACAGAGCUCUGGAAUUUUUCAGCAGCCCAGAAGGAAAUGUUAACUAUCGCAAGGUAGGAAGCUUAUGAGUCUAACAUUAAAAAGCAUUUUAAUAAAUAUUUCCUCUUUCUGGUACCUUCUCCACCUACCCCAGCACUGAGCCUCCUUCCAUGCCUUUUCUUUUUGUAACUUUUACAAAAAUUGUCCAGACCAUAGGCUAGGGGUUAGCCACCCCAUUGUAAAAGAAUUGACAUUUGUUCAUCCUUACCAAACUAUGUAAAACCUUGUUAUAUUUACCUUUAAUAUUUUUAUGAGUAUUUAAGAGACAGUAUUUGAGUGAUUUUAACAUUACCUAGAUGUGAGUAUUAAGUACUAUAUUGUUUUAGUACUUGAAAUAUUGGUAAUAUGCAACUAGUAAUAUUCUCUCUUCCCCCUCCCCUUUUCUCUCUUACUUUUAUUUCUGUUUCUUCACCAUUCUCUUGUCCAGUUGAUACUAACCCACCAAGAUGCCUAUCAGGCUGGAAGCCUGUAUCCUGAUGCCUUUUAUUCUGGUAUCUGCAGGAAUGGUAAUAAAUGGUUGGAGAAAUUAGGUUUUUUCCCCUUGCCCCCCAAAACCAUACUACUGACAAGUAGCCUGAUUAAUUUACUAGUUGGCUGGCUAGGGGUCCAUAUACAGUGGCCUCCUGCUGCUGCCGUGCCGCUGGAGCAUGAUUUCUGUUCUCAUCCUGAAGCAAAGUUCUUAACCUGAAGCACUAUUUCUGGGUUAGCUGAGUCUGUAACCUGAAGCGUAUGUAACCCGAGGUACCACUGUAUAUAAAUUGUAACUAUGCCAGUGGAGAGUCCGAAGAGAAGAAACCACUGUUCAAACAACAAAUGCCAAGGAACACUGCAGGAGGAAUUAGGAGAAUAAUUAUAGUUGCAGGCCAACAACUUCUGGGGACCCAAGGUUAAAGAAGCCUACUUUAAAAGGUGCAGGCAGAGGAGAUCAGUCAAGGCAUUUGAUCAUUUAAACCGGCAAUCUCUUUUUACAAUUCCACGUUCCUUUGGUAUGAGUGCAUCUUGGGUUGAUACGUUUUAUAAUUUAUACUAUGUGUUACUGGCCCAACUUUUUGUGAAUGGGGAAAAUAUUUUGGAGAAGAAUUAGAGGAACAACUCUGGCAACCAAUUUGGAAUAAACUACUAUUUGGAUGCAUCUCAAUUAGAACCCCAAGAAAAUUCUUUAAAUGUAGCACAUCGCUGGUAUAUGUACCCAGCCCGACUGUAUAGAAUUAAGCACAACACACUCAACCUUUGCUAGUGGAAAUGCAAUGAAGUACUGGCUCUCCAAUCCACAUGGGGUGGUUUUACUGAAAAAUUAUUCCUUUUUGGGAAAAAGUUUUUUCAAACAAUCAAAUGAUGGGACAAUUGCUGCAACCAGAAAACCAGACCCCAAAUUAGCCCUACUGCCAUGUUUUAUUCCUCGGAUUAAGAUCAUAACCAAUAAAGACCUCUUCCUUCAUUUAUUAACUGCAGCUAGAUUAGUGAUUGUGGAAAAUGGGAAAACUUUAAUUGCAAAUCUUUUUGAAGCCCGGAUUUCGCAAGUAUGGGACAUUAUGCUUUUGGACAAAUUAACCGCUUCACAAAAGGAAUAUCAGUUGAGGGAGUUCACACCUUCUAAAUGACAUGGUAUGCUUUUAUUGACUUUGUUAAGACAAUUGAAAUUGGUUUUCACCCUCCAUCGACUCAUGGAACCUUACGGAGAGACAUGUUCAUUUGAUUGGCUUUCUUGGAGCGUCUAAAACUGCAACCCUCCAAUGCUAUUUUUCUUUCUUUUCUGUACAGCUACUAAUCUCUGUUUUACUUGUAUGGGUAUGUUUUGUUACUUGAAAUUAAAAAUCAAUUAAAAAAUUAUCAUGAAAUAAUGUUGUUCUUGUCUGGUGUUUCAGGGCUGUUCCGUCAAGUAUCUGAAGACACUCACUGGGCACCUUUUCUCAGUACCAGUGUCCAUUACAUCAGAAAGAACUAUCCUCAGCCCUGGGGAGAGGUAAUAAAUCCCCCAUAAAUUGCGCAGGCCGAAGGCCCUGGUAUCAUUCUUUUCAUAAAUCUUAUUGUUCUUUCCCUUUCUCAUUUGUACCAAAAGCAUUUGAAAGAGAAAAUGCCAAAUUAAAUUUGACGUUUCAUAAUGACUAGCUGUAAAAAUGGCAGCGUGCAUGCCCACUGAAGAUGCUAUAUAAAUAAAUAACAUACCACAUAGAUUUCUCCCUUGUGUUGGUGAAAGCAUAGGCAAGGUUUCAUCAGCAAACAUGUCAACUAAAUGUCUCCAAAUACCUUUUGAGAGUUUGGUUUCAAUGCACUUAAUGCAGAAUUGCUUGUUUUUGUUUCUGUUGUUUAGGCCACAGAGAAACUGGUGGCUUUCCUCUUUGGCAUCGCUUCUCAUAUGGUGGCAGAUGUGAGCUGGCAUAGCUUGGGGAUUGAACAAGGAUUUUUACAUGCCAUGGCAGCUGUAAGUGGUGCCUUAUUUUAUUAUUAGGCUCGGGUCAUUUUUUCCUUGUGACUGAAGCAUGCAACAAGCAUAUUUUAUCAUUUGGUUUUGUUGUUCCCCUUAAGUGACAAUCGCAUAAUAUCUGGGGUGGGAGGGAGAAGGAUGGAAGGAAAGAUCCUUACUGCUGUUCAUCUUUAAAAAAAUUAAUUGGUUGGAUGUUCUCUGUAGUACAAGAGAACAGGGAGAGCACAAACUCUUAAGAUUCUGAUGAGUAAGGAUGGUUGUUGAGUAGUAGCCAUUAUGGUUUGGUAGACAUGAAAGAAACACCUUGGCAGUUUUGGAGGUAGCCAGAGAAGGAGACAAAAGUCUUGAGUUUUUGCAACUGAUUGGCUAGGAAAUCCUGCUGGAGGAAUCCUGUAUGUGGAACUUUAUGCAAAGGCGAGGGUGAAAAAGAAGCUUCAGGGGUCUGGGUCAUCUCCUAUGUUGCUUUGUAUCAAAGAGGAGAAAUGAGAAAUUUUGAUUCUGUUCAUGUUCCUGUUUCUUUGAUGUAAAUAACUUGUUUCUAUUUUUCCUAGAUUGAUUUUUAUGGCUCAUAUUCAGAUGCUCACGCUGCUGGUGAUUUUGGUAAUUUAUUUCCUUAUGGAUCCUGGAAUGUUCUCCCUAAAUUUCCAUUAAAUUCCUGAAGGUUCUUACAGAAAAAACUGAUAUCACUAAGGUUUCAACGACUUUAUCCCUGAAAUAAGUGAUUUGUUUAACCAUGGCACUUGUUUCUUUCUGCAUAGCUUGUUCAGUUUCACAUGGGGCAUUUCAGCUGGCUGAGAUGCUUGACUUAAGGCCCUUAAGCAGACACUGAGAAACUUGCUCAGGUUCUGAGCAUAAGGGAGAGGACAAAUCCAAAAGUAUGUGGCAGACAGGAAGAAAUGCCCUUAAUGGAACUGAGCAAGCUAGAAAGAAACUAGUUGGGCCUGUGGAGGUGUUCCAGAUUUUGUUCAAAUUUAAAAGGCGGGCAAAAUUCUUUGUAUGGUUUUUGCUUCAGUAAGUUGAUGUCUUGCUCUCUUUUCGCCCUCUAAUUUUAGGAGGAGACGUGCUGAGCCAGUUUGAGCUUGAUUUUAGUUAUUUGGAAUCAAGUUGGUAAGUGUGCUAUUUUCAAAACAGAGAGGGUGAGAGUGAGAGAGAGUGUGCAGGGAGCAGAGGGUUCAGAAGCAGAGACAGUGGCGAAAGAUCCAUGGUUUAACCACUACCACCAAUGUGGUGUUGAGGAACCAAUGUUACAACAUUAUAACCAAUGUUAAACAUUAUAAGCACUGCAACCAAUGUUAUAACAUUAUCCUUGCAUCAGGGAGCAGGUGGCACUGUGGUCUAAACCACUGAGCAAGCCUCUUGGGCUUACCAACUGGAAGGUCGGCAAUUCGAAUCCAUGUGAGGGGGUGAGCUCCUCCCAUUGCUGUGUCCCAGCUUCUGCCAAGCUAGCAGUUCGAAAGCACACCAGUGCAAGUAGAUAAAUAGGUAUUGCUGUGGUGGGAAGGUAAACGGCGUUUCCGUGCGCUCUGGCUUCCGUCAUGGUGUCCCAGGGCGCCAGAACAGUUUAGUCAUGCUGGCCACAUGACCUGGAAAGCUGUCUGUGGACCAAUGCUGCUCCCUCAACCUGAAAGCGAGAUGAGCGCCACACCCCAUAGUCGUCUUUUACUGGACUUAACUGUCCAGAGGUCCUUUACCUUUACUUGCAUCAGGGACUCUGGGGUUGAAAUUAUCUUGUCUAGUUUGUUCACACCUGUUGUUGCCUGUGGCUUCACCCGCUGGGGAGGGGGGCGCUGCGGAUGGGUCCACAAUUUUAGUUGAGGACUUGAUUUAUGCCAAUGAACUUUGUUGGUUUAAAUAAGAAACUCCGCUGUUCAAUAUAUUUAGGUAUGUGCCAGUCAAAGAUUUACUGUCAAUCUACCAGGAACUUUAUGGGCUGAAAGUAAUAACUGAAGACACGAUUGUUGACUGCACGUAUCUGCAGUUUCUUGAAGUGUAAGUCAAGCUAAAUGUUUCCAUUUUUAUUCCUACAGCAGUGCAGGUUUUUAUUUUAUAUUUAAUUUUAUUAUAUGUUUGAUCCCUUUUUUUAAUGAAGAACAUACUAAAAAUCCUCUCAGUAUAGUAAUUGAAUGAGAAAAUAAAUAAUUUUGGGAAAGCAAAACUCAGUGUGGAGGACACUGGGCCGAAACAGAGGAAGUUUGUUGUUGAUGGGUUAGACAUGCAAAUAAGGAUAGAGCAAGUGCCGUUAAAUGAUGAGAAUUGGAGAAGAAAAGGUGCGAAAGAAGAAAGUUUAAAGUUGUGAUGCGUGUUUUAUUUUUUGUGGAAGGGAUCUCCCAUAAGUGGAUGGGCCAGAGUAGAUAGAAGGACAAUUGGUUGGUUUUUAAAAAAUUUUUGCUUUGGUGCUAAAGGAAAGAUUGGAAGGGACUGACAUAUUGAAAUGGGAAACAGAUAAAUAUUAAGGAGGAGAUGUCUCAAUAUAUACAUUUUAAAGGAAAUCAUGGUGUGGAGUUGAAGGAGAUGCCGGAGGGAUGUGGACAUAUUUUAACAUUUGCUGAUGGGCCAGCAAUUGUUGCCCUUAUUCUAAACAUUUCUUUGCACUGCAGACUCAUAUCAGGCUGUGUGUUUAAUAAAUAUAGUUUGGGUCAGAUCAUUAUUUCAGCUGAAUAACAAAACUGGAAUAACCAAUUUGUUAAUGAUUUUACUGAAAUAAAUGCGUUUAGCUGACAAAUGCCCUUGUUAUCUUUCUACAUAGUGAAUACUGCUUCCACAUUGUAGUGGCCCACAAAGUCUGUGUUUGGCGUAAUCAUAAACUAUUAUUUAGCAUUAUGGGAAUGAGCUGCAGGGAACCUUUCCUUCCUCAGUGUGCCCAUGAAGAGAAAAAUCAGAAGUUUCCAUUUUCAAGUUUGAUUAACUCAAGUGUUUUGUUAUGUCAGAACUCAUGCAAACAGGUUAAUCUUAAAAAUGGUUUGCUGAAACAAGCCAGCUUCGAACGUUAGGUAGUUAAACUUAACCACAGUUUAGGGGUUGGACGUAAUGCUAAACUAAAGUUAAUAAAAAAAGGAAAUUAACUUUUGAUCACCUUGGAGGUUAGAGGGAAGUAUGUAAGCCUGUGACUCGCUUUGACUUGCUGCUGUAAUGAUAAACCGUAGUUUGUUGCAGCUAAAUACUUUUAUAUGCAGUGCUUUUUUCUAAAAAAUAAUGUUUAGGAGUACUUUCAUUUUCCUACUCAUAUUGAAAUACUGCCCCUCAAUGAGGCCAAACUUAGAUUCACAAAAUGUUUAGGGGUAUGCGUCGCCCUGCGUCCCCCCCAGAGAAAAGCACUGUUUAUAUGGAUUGCUUUAAUUAUUCCCUCCCCAUUAACAGUGGAGCUAUUAAGCAGUGAUUUUAAUAAUCAGCUAAGAACUGAAUAUGUUAUGUCUGUAUUUAAACUGUCAGCUAUCUUUAUAUAGAGGUACUCAAGGCAAUAUAAAAAACAACAACAGCAAAGUAAGCACAUAGGUGUAUAUAAAAAGUGUUUUGUGCACUGAAAAGUUCUACACGGAUGGUAAAUAGAGAAUACUGUACUUUCUCCUGCAGGUUUGGCGAAAUGAUCACUGUCGCUAAGGUAAUGUAUUUUUGUUGAAAAAAGCUUUCUUGAAUGCUAUUCUUGAAAUUCUCAUCUAUCUAAUUAAUUUGCAUUUCCAUUUUCAUAGCUUUACCCCAUCUAUGCCAGGAAGUCCCCAUUUUUGGUGA